AUAUUAGGAACUUAUGGACAAACUAUUUUGGAUAUCUUCGAAUUUAAAGAACGAAUACCUUCAAUCACCACGUGGCGUCAUUCCAUUACGUCUCUUCCGCUGGAAACAAAAUGCAGGGCACCACCACAAACCUCUCCAAGUUUAUCAUCGUCUCCUUAGUCAUCAUCUUCACCGUUGUCAUGUCCGUGUACUUUAUGUUCUCAAACAAAGUAAUGGUUCCGGCGGUGUCAGAAAUGGCGAUCGGUAUUGACGUGGGCAUUCAGCCCGACCGCCUCUCUCGUCAGCCGCCGCUUACACACGACGACGUUUUUGUGGACGAAACCGAGGCCCAGGCAAUAUUCGAUAAGGUACGCAUAUACUGCUGGAUUUUGACCACUAAGUCGGGUCUUGUGUCAAAGGCCGCCGGCGUCAAUUUUACGUGGGCACCUCGAUGCAACAAGCACGUGUUUUUUGCUUCCGCCUCCGGCGACGAGACGAUAUUAAAUCAGCAGCAGCCGCCGCCUGAUGCCCCGCCUACCUCGCCCGCUCCCACCGUGAACUUCAACCUCGAGGCUGGGGACCGGAAGGAGUAUCAGACAGCGAAUGGGGACACGUUCACAGUGAUCGCCAUUGACGACAUGAUGUUCAUUGAUUCGCCAGAGGGAUAUGACAACCUUACAGAGAAGUCGCGGGAGGUGCUGCAGUACUUGUAUAUACAGGAAAUGGAAAACUUUGAUUGGUUCCUCAAAGCUGACGAUGAUACCUACGUCAUCAUGGAGAACAUGCGUUUCCUGUUGCAUGGCCUCGACCCUGACAAGCCCGCAUAUAUGGGUUUCCAGCUUGAGCCUGCCUGGUUUGACUCGCCGUACAUGAGCGGAGGGGCGGGAUAUGUGUUUAACAGGGCGGGGCUUAAAGUCCUCGUAGAGGGAGGUAUACAAAAGAAGGGCAUGUGUCAGGAGAAGGGCAGUUUCGAGGAUCUUGAGGUCGGGCGGUGCGCUCUGCGUGCAGGUGUACCUAUAUAUAGCUCCGUGGAUCGCUUUGAGCGAGAAAGUUUCCACCCGGACCAUAUAAACGAUUACAUUCCCGGUCCGCCCCCGCAGUGGCUGUAUUUUUACGCCAGAAAUAAACCUAAAGGGGGAUCGGAAUGCUGUAGUCAGUUGAGCGUGACAUUUCACAGAAUGCAGACACGUGACAUGCUCGUGUUUGACCACCUUCUCUACAAGACGCACGUGUUUGGGCGUCACAUGAUCGGAAGCUACAAAGAUUUUUUUACCUAUAAAAAGAUCAAGAAGUUACCCAAUGGAGUUCCAACUGUAAAGACCACGUGAUGUGUAUAAAUACAUGUCAAUGUUCAUAGUUAUGAAAUUUAGUGAGUUGACACUAUGAAUGCAUUAA
This is a messenger RNA of Mya arenaria, 1374 nucleotides long. RefSeq names its product glycoprotein-N-acetylgalactosamine 3-beta-galactosyltransferase 1-like. Lineage: Eukaryota; Metazoa; Mollusca; Bivalvia; Myida; Myidae. Bases 111 to 1307 code for a protein of 398 amino acids. Gene Ontology annotation, cellular component: membrane. The record is from RefSeq and is a predicted model, not a curated record. The transcript is spliced from 8 exons. Gene Ontology annotation, molecular function: N-acetylgalactosaminide beta-1,3-galactosyltransferase activity.